AUGACCUCUACUCCAUUCUCCUCCCUGGGCUCUAUGUCUCCCACACCUGCACCGGAGCCACCCCAGUUGACCAUCUCCCCGGCCGAGACCACUCUCAUUUUCGACACAUCAGCUACCGACAAGGUCAAGACAGAGACGCCAAAGCCUGAAGAGAAGAAACCGGUAAAGAAGAGAAAAUCGUGGGGCCAGGAAUUACCCACCCCAAAGACGAAUCUCCCACCAAGAAAACGAGCAAAGACGGAAGAUGAAAAGGAACAGCGUCGCAUCGAACGUGUUCUCAGGAACCGCGCAGCGGCCCAGACCUCUCGUGAACGAAAGCGACUAGAGGUCGAGAAACUGGAGGGCGAAAAGUUGCAGAUGGAGCAACAAAACGAGCUCCUCCUGCGUCGACUCGCCCAGAUGGAAGCCGAAAACAACCGCCUCAGCCAACAAGUCGCCCAGCUCUCCGCUGAAAUCCGGACUUCGAGAGGCUCCAGCCCGCAGUCCGUCUCUGGAACAGAUUCACCCACUCUUGUCCCCAUCCUCUUCAAGAAGGAACGUGACGAAAUGUCCCUCGACAAGAUCCCAUUCCCCACUCCAUCCCUCUCUGCCUACUCUCCCAGCCUGAAGGACUUGGACCUCACAGAUUCCUCCGACCUGACACAACAUCCUGCAGCGAUGUUGUGCGACCUGCAGUGUCAGUUGGAGGGAUCCUUGAAGGAUCCCCAAGCCUCUCUCAACCCCUCUUUGACUCGCGAUCAGGCCUUUCAAGUCGCCCUGCUGUCAAUCAUCCAGCACCUCUUUCUGACGAUGACUUUCACCGCCUAUUCUACGGUAAUCCGUCCGAUGACGUCGAUCUUUCGCUCCUUGAAACAAGGCUCUCCUUUGACGUUCUCUCCGGCGGAGAUUCAGCAACACUUGCCUUUGAUUCUCUGGUUGAUUUCGACGCCGACCCUGUCGACCUUGACAGCCUCGAUGACCACUCUUCCUCCGCGACGUCCGGUUUUUCGGAUCCAACUUCUCACCCGGCUUCUUGCGUGCAGCCCAGCUUUGGCGCGUCCACUUCGAGAUGCGACGAGCAAGGCAUUGCAGCUAGUGGCUAGGGGUGAGUCGUUGGCUUCCAGUGAGCCGGAGUCGGUUGGGGCGGUGUUGCCGGGCUACAGCGGUUGUCAGGAUUGGAAGAUGCUAUUAACCAUGAUCUGGGCAAUUGAUUGUAUUGACAGAUCCAACGAGGAGGCGUUGAGGGAAGACCUAUUGAUGUCUAUCGUCCACGUCAUUGCUAUCGUAGCACAGAACACUCGAGAGCAAGACUCGGUUGUCUCGUAG
Molecule: messenger RNA, 1305 nt
Organism: Paracoccidioides brasiliensis Pb18
Product: transcriptional activator hacA
Exons: 2
Coding region: 1-1305 (434 amino acids)
Biological process (GO): positive regulation of transcription by RNA polymerase II
Molecular function (GO): DNA-binding transcription factor activity, RNA polymerase II-specific
Source: RefSeq, a predicted model, not a curated record